CAUUUAUUCCAUUACCAUGCACAGCUCCUUACAAAGCUUUAUUCACAUUUAAUAUUAUAAGUGAUAUGGUUUACCGUGCAGGUAAACACCACGGUGGUUGUAUACCCUCAUUGUCGGCAUUUUUGGGUAAGAUCAAGUGUAAUACAACGCCACCGGUGGUUGCUAGACAACAACCUGACAGGGUACGGGUAGUAGCCAUCACAAGGGAUAAGAAUUGGAUUUCAUUAUUCUAUAAGAAAAAGAAUUGAAAAAGUAAAUUCAGGGAAAAGAAAGAGAAGAGAAGAAAAGCGUGGGGACCCAUACUGUAGGCCGUGCUUCUUGUCUCACUUGCUAAAGCAAAGCUCAAAACAACGAAGAGAGCAGAGCAGCACCGUCAUUUGAAACACAAAACGACACACAUGUCCUUAUGGCUCUCCUCCAACACACUCUCCUCAUUUCACCCGCUUCACUCCUCUUCCUGCAUCAUUCCCUUCACCACUCUCUCUAGUCUCUGCGACUUCCCUCCAAUCUCUCUCUCUCUCUCUCUCUAUAUAUAUUCAUAGCUAAAAUAGACUGAUUAAGUUGAUAAAAAAAGAAAGGAAGAAAAAGAUGGGUUCACGGGUUCAGUCUCACCAGCUAAGCAAUGGGCUCAUAGUGUCGGGGAGGCCGGAGCAGCUGAAAGAAAGGCAGCCGUCAAUGCCGUUACGGGCAGUACCUUAUACAGGUGGUAACGUUAAAAAAUCCGGAGAGCUGGGCAAAAUGUUCGACAUCCCAGUGCUUGAUCAUUCCCCGUCCAGUGCUCCUCCUUCAAAUCCCAACUCAAACCCCAACUCCAAGCAGCAGCCACAGCUUUUGCAACCCUCACGCUUUUCCUCUUCUUCUCAGCCCAACAGUGGAUCCAUGCGAUCUGGGUCUAACUCGGGCCCGAUCCGGAAAUCUUCUGGGACUAUACCGCUUCAGCCCACUGGGCUCAUCACUUCAGGUCCCCUCAGCUCCGGUCCCAGCAGGUCGGAACAGCUCGGUCAGGCGGGGCAAUCUGGUGCCGUGUCGGGGAAAGCAGGGUAUGGGCCAGCAGUGACUAGUCUCGGGGAAGGGGUGGGAUUUGGGUUUAGACUGUCGAAGGCGGUGGUUUGGAUGGUGAUGGUGGUGGUGGCGAUGGGGUUGUUGGUGGGUGCGUUUCUGAUGGUAGCCAUCAAGAAGGUGGUGGUUCUUGGGGCUGUAGGUGCGUUGGUGGCACCCAUGGGGUUGGGAUUAGUUUGGAACUGUAUUUGGGGAAGGAAAGGCUUAUUUGGGUUCGUGAAGAGGUACCCAGAUGCUGAGCUUAGAGGUGCUGUUGAUGGCCAAUAUAUUAAAGUGACGGGGGUCGUCACCUGUGGCAGCAUUCCAUUGGAGUCAUCUUACCAGAGGGAGCCAAGAUGUGUUUAUGUUUCCACAGAGUUGUACGAGUAUAAAGGAUGGGGUGGGAAAUCUGCAAAUUCUAAGCAGCGUUGCUUCUCCUGGGGAUGUAAACAUUCUGAGAAAUUUGUUGCUGAUUUCUACAUAUCAGACUUCCAAUCUGGAUUAAGAGCACUAGUCAAAGCAGGCUAUGGAUCUAAGGUUGCUCCAAUGAUCAAACCUGCUACUGUACUUGAUGUAACAAAGGAAAACAGAGACUCGUUUCCAAGCCUUUUACGUUGGCUAGCAGAGCGCAAUCUCUCUAAUGAUGAUUGUAUAAUGCGCCUAAAAGAAGGUUGCAUAAAAGAAGGGAGCACCGUAAGUGUGAUGGGGGUUGUGCGGCGCCAUGAUAACGUGCUCAUGAUUGUUCCACCAUCAGAACCUAUCUCAACAGGGUGUCAAUGGAGCAGGUGCCUCCUCCCAACAUAUGUGGAAGGUCUUAUUUUGACAUGUGAUGAUACCCAGAAUGAUGAUGUUGUCCCAGUGUAAAUAUGUCGCGUUUCAUACAAGUUUCUUUUUGCAACUGGAUGUCAUAAUGUAAAUAGUGUUUAAGAAUGAAAGAAAGGUUCCAAAUA
Messenger RNA from Gossypium raimondii (Peruvian cotton), 1988 nucleotides. RefSeq lists its product as uncharacterized. The coding region runs from base 589 to 1902 and encodes 437 amino acids. NCBI's taxonomy places the organism in Eukaryota, Viridiplantae, Streptophyta, Magnoliopsida, Malvales, Malvaceae. The transcript has 4 exons. The record is from RefSeq and is a predicted model, not a curated record.